Molecule: messenger RNA, 3267 nt
Organism: Oikopleura dioica
Lineage: Eukaryota; Metazoa; Chordata; Appendicularia; Copelata; Oikopleuridae
Source: the annotation of a GenBank genome assembly
AUGAGCACAAGUGAGCCACCUUCAAUUGAUAGCCUCUUCGAGCUGACUAUCGAAAACCAAAAUGCCAUCCAGGGCAAGAUGGAUUCCAUGCGAGAGGACAUUCGCAAGGAGAUCAAGAAAGAGCUGAAGAUGAAAAAUGGCUUCGAAAAUCUGCGAAAAGCGCUAUCCGAAAAAGGAGAGACGAAAAGAAUCGAUGGCGAGAUUCGCAAAAGCACCCAAAUCAUUCAAGAUCUUCAAGAAGAGCUUCAAAUGCUCGAGACACACUUUAUAGCCCAGACGACUAAAGCAGUGCGGACCGUUGCUACUCCAUCCGGUUCUUCAAGCGUGAAUCCCCAAGAAGAAAAAAUUAGAGGACUAGACAAACAGCUUAAAAUUGAGAUGAAAGUCAAGGCCGGCGCUGAAAAUAUGAUCGAGACGAUUCAGAAGGACAAGAACUCUCGCCAGAACUCUCAAAUGCUCGCAACAGCCAUGCAAAUGCUGGAAGACUCGCGGCGAAAGAUCGAGCGGAUUCAACUAGAAGUGUUGCGAGCAAAGAGAGAAGCCACAGUUUCGAAACAUGGAAAGAGCCACGAGCUCGAGGCCCGGAACCGAAUCGACAAUCUCCUUCAUCACUACAGAGUAGAGUUCGCCAUGUUUUCCGGUUCAAAGCAGGCGAUAGAGUUGCUGAAGCGAACCAAAAGUGACGAAGCCUGGAAACAAGCUGAACGUGAGCUCAUUCAGUCUGGUCAAAAAAUUGGUCUCCUAAGACUCGCACUUGAUCAAAUCAGGGAAAAAUACACUCAAUGGGACGCCGAAAUCCAGCAAGAGAUACACCAAGACAGACUUACUACGCCAAGAACGUUCCUUGAAAAGCCCAAUGCCAUAGUUGGCCACUUAGAGGUGCGCAUUGUCGGAGUUCAAGGCCUCCUCGAGCAUGUUCCAGAUCGUACCGCUGCGGACCCGCCGCCGCUUCCCCAGUCAAAAGACAAAAACAAAAAAGACAAAAAACGAGACCCGAGAAAACCAUCUAACGAAGUUUGUGCCGUACUGAGAUUAGAUAAUGCAGAAGUCGGAAACACGGGCUGGAAAGUUGCCUCUCAGCAAUGCUGGGAUGUGCGCUUUUCCAUACCUCUCGAAAGGAGUCGAGAGCUCGAAAUUUCGGUUUAUUGGCGAGACUAUCGUGCGAUGGCUGCUGUAAAGUUCUUGCGACUAGAAGAUUAUAUCGAUCAACAGCAACACGGAAUCACAUUAGAGCUGGAGCCGAAGGGAAUCCUCUUCACCGAGAUUAGAUUUGCCAACCAUCAUGUCGAGCGCAAAGCUAAAUUACAAAGGCAGAAGAAAAUAUUCCGACAGAAAGGGCCAACUGCCGGUGAAAUGAAUAUGAAUGUAGCUGCCUGGAGUCGGCUGAUGAAACGAGUUGAAGUUCCCGCUAGUGAUAGCCCGACUUCACCGAAGAAACAUUUUCGCGCAGAACAACAGCCCCCCGAGUCGCCCCCUGUGGCCCCUAUCACUGCGACUUCUGCGAACUCGCAUAAAAGUGUUGCGAUGGAGGAUAACGCGGAUGCUCUAAAAUCUCAGUCGAAAGAUAGCCUUUCCGAUGAGCUCCAAAAAAAGCUUGAUAAAAUUGGCGAUAAAGUCCCAUCGAGUUCAAAACAGCUUGCAUCAAAUGCAGCGCUCAUGGCUGAGAUGGCGAAACAUCAGCAAUCUCAGCGCAAGCAGGAAUCCCAGAACGGACGUCCUCGCUCAGCGGAGAAAGCGCAUCGCGAUUCUUAUCGACGUGCUCUUGAUCCUUCAGUUGAACAAAAAAUGUCGCAAGUGUCAAUUUCUAAGUCUCAAGCACCGCAGCCCGUGCCGCGUCAACAUCACUCGUCUCAUCAGCAACCAUCUCAUCAUUCAACGAACAACGCUCCUAUGCACCCAUCACAAUACUAUCACCAUUCGAUUCCGCCUCAGCAUCCAUCACAAGUCAACGUUCCAAAUGUAUCCUGGCAUGCACCAGGCAAAGUGCCGCCCAAACCGUCCAAAAACACACCUAAGCACGCUGUGCCUCCGAGUUUCCAAGUCCAAGAAAAUAUGUAUAGUCAACAAAUGCACUCCAAGAAGCACCAACAACCGCAACCAACUCCAAGACAACUUUCAACACGAAGCCUUAAAAGACCUACAAUUCCAGAUGAGAAUAUAUCGAUCAACGAUUUUAAAUGUCACGCAGUUCUUGGGAGAGGCCACUUCGGCAAAGUCAUGCUCGCUCAGCAUAAACAAUCUGGCAGUUUCUUUGCGAUUAAAGCAUUGAAGAAGCAGGAUGUUAUCCAUCGCCAAGAAUUCGACUCAAUCCUCUGCGAGCGAAGAAUAUUCGAAUGCGCCAACAGAGGCAACCAUCCAUUCCUGAUAAAGCUUUUCGCUUGUUUCCAAACCCCUGAACACGUCUGUUUUGUCAUGGAAUAUGCCUGCGGAGGAGAUUUGAUGAUGCACAUCCACCAGGACAUCUUUACCGAGCCGCGAUCUAUGUUCUACUCUGGAUGUGUUACGCUAGGGCUGAAGUUUCUUCACGACCACGAUAUUGUUUACCGUGAUCUCAAAUUAGAUAAUUUACUUCUUGAUCGAGAUGGCUACUGCAUGAUUGCUGAUUUCGGUCUCUGCAAAGAGAAUAUGGGAUAUGGACAGAAAACUGGAACUUUCUGUGGUACUCCAGAGUUUUUGGCUCCAGAGGUCCUAACAGAUCCUGAAUAUACACGCGCAGUAGAUUGGUGGGGUCUAGGAGUCUUAAUCUACGAAAUGUUGGUCGGCGAAAGUCCGUUCCCUGGUGACACCGAAGAGGAAGUCUUCGAUUCAAUUGUCAAUGAAGAAGUCAGAUAUCCGAGAAUGCUUUCCGUCGAGGCAAUCUCAUUAAUGAGACGCUUGCUCCGAAGAAACCCAGAUAGACGCCUGGGAGCAUCAGAAAAUGAUGCAGAAGAUGUCAUGCGGCACCAGUUUUUCCGAAAACUAGAUUGGGAAAGUCUACUAAUGAAGAAAAUCCAGCCCCCUUUUCGACCGGAAGUAGCAGCUCCCAAUGAUACAAGAAACUUCGACGAGGAGUUUACUUCAGAGGAUCCUACAUUGACGCCCCCAAGAGAACGAAGAGCGCCGCUGACACAAGCUCAGCAAGAUCGAUUCCGUCAGUUCAAUUAUAUUGCGCACCGUUGCAACUUUUGCACAGCCAGCGCAAGAGCUGUCGAGAGUCUCCCUUCUUCUCUUCCUUUCCUCAAAUACAACAAAGUUCAUUCCACCGCCAUUCAAAAUGAAAAACAAUGA